AUGGUAUUAAUAAUAACCGUUGGAAAGAAUCUAUAAUAAAUAGGAACUAAGUUUUAACCAAUGGCCGGUUUUCCUCAUUUGAUAAGUUAUUUAGCCUUGUGAGCAAUUUGUUUACAAAUUAGUGCUUAAUAAUGCGUGGUAAUUCGAUGUUGGAUAUGGCUUCCAAAGCGUGGAUCAUCCUACUAACAACGAUGGCGGUCAAAGCAGACCUCACAUGCACUCACCCUGGCACCGACGUGGUCUGCUCCACUGACAACUCGGAUUAUAUCCUCAAACGGGGCCUGGUCUCAGAAAACAGCAAAACUACUGGCAUUACCCUUCGGAACUGUAGGAUCACAGAUAUCGAAAUGGAGUCCUUCCACCAAUUACCCGCUUUGGAGUACCUCGAUCUCAGCGUGAACAAGAUAUCCCGAUUAGAACUUGGCGUUCUAGAUGGAUUCAAGAAGACAGUUUUCUUAAAUCUCUCGCAAAAGCCCAAUUUGGAAAUACUUGAUUUGAAAGGGAAUAGACUGGAAAACCUUGAGCUUGGCAUUUUUGAUCCUUUACAUAAGCUGAGACAUCUAGAUUUAUCAAGCAACAAAAUUAAAGGAAGGAGCUUAAAUCCAUACAUUUUCGACCAAUCACCGCAGAUCAAAUUCAUGGAUUUUUCAAGGAAUGACAUGAGUGGUACUCCAGGGAACAUGCUAGCGGCUUUUGAAGCUAUCGAUUUUCUCAAUUUAGAUCGGUGCUCAUUAACAGAAGUCCCUAAUUUCGCUACCAGAUCAAAUUUACGAACGAUGAAACAUCUCAUCCUGUCAACGAACGAGAUAACCAAAAUUGAAAAUCCUAGAAUCUUCACGCAUUUAGAAAACUUGGAAAAGUUAAAUCUAAUUGCAAAUUAUAUAACGGAAGUGCACGAAGACGUUUUCAAACCAUUGAAGAAAGCACAACUGAUAUUUUUAGGGCAUAACAAGAUGAAAAACAUUCCAGAGACCCUGUUCCAAAAUAUGCGUCAUUUGAACAACAUUGAUUUAGCAAAUAAUGUUAUAGAAUAUAUUCCAGUUACCGCAUUCCGUGGCACAAAAUUGAAACGAUUGAACUUAUCUAAUAAUCGCUUCACAUACUUACAAGACAAUUUUAACUUAGAAUUAAGAAACUCCGGAGUGAAAUUAUCACAUUUAUUCUUUCAGGACAACCCGUGGCAAUGUGCGUGUCUGAACGAUAUUUUGGUGGAAGUUAAGAAGUACGGAAUAUCCUACAAUAGUGAUAAAUAUGAUGGCCGACGCCCUGUUUGUGUCACGGACGAAUUUACUUGUAAAAGGCAACCGAACUUUAAUGAAUUUUAUAGUGAACUAUAUGAUAACGUUAUUUAAGAGCCAACAGGAGUGGUCAUUUCUCCAUACAAACGUACUUGACUGUUUCUUCCGUGGGUUUUGAUGCUAGAGCAAUGAUUUUUUCAACACAGAUUAAUAUUGACAAUAUCUGUGUCUGAACGUUUUGCUUUUUUUGAUAUUUUUGUUUUUUAAGGCGCUAGAGCCCUUUAAAAAUGGCCAAAAUGGCCUAAUUGACUAUGCCGCAAUGAGAGGCGUAGUAUUCAAAACUGAUAUCAAUUAGCCAAAAAAGCAAAACGGCCCGACACAGAUAAUUUCAUAAUCAUUUAGAUUUCUAAAUUUGCUUACGAUUGGUUAAGUUUUGGAGGAGGAAACAGUCGAGUACGAAACCUCGAUUUUUGAGAUUUUUACGCGGGAUUUUUCGCCUUGUCCUUAUCGCACAAGUUUUAGGAGCCACUUCCAUUAGCGAGACGGGUAUAUUUACCUAAAAUAUUUAAAACUCAGCUCCUGUUUCGUCUUAAUAAAUGGGCGUGUAUAUUA
Molecule: messenger RNA, 1850 nt
Organism: Cydia fagiglandana
Lineage: Eukaryota; Metazoa; Arthropoda; Insecta; Lepidoptera; Tortricidae
Product: chaoptin-like
Exons: 2
Coding region: 132-1352 (406 amino acids)
Molecular function (GO): protein binding
Source: RefSeq, a predicted model, not a curated record